Messenger RNA from Juglans microcarpa x Juglans regia, 1393 nucleotides. RefSeq names its product caffeic acid 3-O-methyltransferase 1-like. Lineage: Eukaryota; Viridiplantae; Streptophyta; Magnoliopsida; Fagales; Juglandaceae. Gene Ontology annotation, molecular function: O-methyltransferase activity; S-adenosylmethionine-dependent methyltransferase activity; protein dimerization activity. The transcript has 4 exons. The record is from RefSeq and is a predicted model, not a curated record. Gene Ontology annotation, biological process: methylation. Bases 132 to 1241 code for a protein of 369 amino acids.
UAUUUCUUUGCUCAAAGUUUAUGAAAUAUUCAAUGGUCUGGUUCCUAUAAACACGAUCCCUGCAGCUACCUAGCAUCCUCAACCUCACUCAUCAAAUUUAUACACUCCAGUUUGAUAUCAAAACCACGUACAUGAGCUCCAAGGAAAGUCAGAUGGGAACAUCCUCUACUGAAGAUCAGGAGAGUAUCUCCGAGUAUGCUAUGCAACUAACAAGUGCAUCGGUGCUGCCCAGUGUGCUGAAAGCAGCAAUAGAUCUUGGUGUGCUUCAGAUUAUUGGGGAAGCAGGUCCUGGAGCCCUUCUCUCUGCUUCCCAAAUAGCAUCCGAGCUCUCCACUCACAGCAACGCCAACCUUGUUUCGUCUUUGCUUCUUGAUUGUAUGCUACGCAUUCUAGCUAGCCACUCAAUUCUCACUUGCUCUCUCACCCACCAGAACGAUGGUCACGUUCUCAGGCUUUACGGUUUGGCUCCUGUCUCAAAAUACUUUGACCGAAGCAGCCAGGAUGGAGGACCACUGGUUGCCAUGCUAGAUUUGAUGCAGGACAAAGACGUCAUGAGUAUCUGGGACCAUUUGAAAGACGCAGUUCUGGAAGGUGUACUACCCUGCUACAAGGAUCAUGGGAUGAACAUGAGUGAGUUUUUGGGAAAGGAUGCAAGAUUCCACGAAACUUUCAGGGGCUUAAUGAAAUCUUUAAGCCCAGCACUUAUGGAGAAGAUCCUUGAGACGUACAAGGGCUUUGAAGGCCUGAAGUCGCUUGUGGAUGUGGGCGGUCAUGAUGGCACCAUCCUCAACACCAUCAUAUCCAAGUACCCUUCCAUCAAGGGCGUUAACUUUGACAUGGCUUCGGUUAUAGAAAAGUCAGCCCCCUAUCCGGGUAUUGAGCACGUUGCAGGAGACAUGUUUGUAAGCAUUCCAAAAGGGGAUGCCAUUUUCAUGAAGUGGAUAAUUCAUCAUUACAACGACGAAGAUAGCUUGAAGGUACUAAAAAAUUGUUAUGAAGCACUACCAGAACAUGGGAAAGUGAUAUUAGUUGAUAUGGUGGUUCCAGAAGUCCCUGAAACUAGUGCUGCUCAUAAAAGCUUGUUUCAAUUUUAUUUGUUCAUAAUGAAUGCGAACCCACAAGGUAAGGAGAGGACAGAAAGAGAACUCGAAAGUUUGGCAAAGGCAGCAGGAUUUUCUGGUAUUAAGGUGGCAGGCUUUGCUUAUGGCUAUUCACUCGUGGAGUUCUACAAGAAUAUGUAGCAUUUUGGUCAGGACAUGUUCUAGGUAUGACCGUAUCUGUAGCCCUAUGUGAUAACAAUAACAAACCAACUUCUGUUUGCUCAUGUGAUCUUAUUGAUUUGCUAUUUGGUUAGACUACGUGGUGUAUUUUCAAAAUUUAAAUUUGAUAUAGA